This is a messenger RNA of Oryctolagus cuniculus (rabbit), 1651 nucleotides long. RefSeq names its product syntaxin 10 (gene STX10). Gene Ontology annotation, biological process: intracellular protein transport; Golgi vesicle transport. The record is from RefSeq and is a predicted model, not a curated record. Gene Ontology annotation, cellular component: membrane. Gene Ontology annotation, molecular function: SNAP receptor activity. Lineage: Eukaryota; Metazoa; Chordata; Mammalia; Lagomorpha; Leporidae.
CUGAGAAGGCGGGACAUGCGGACCGGAAGUGUGGCCUUUGCCCACACCCAAGAUGGCGGCAGCGGGAACGGAAGUUUCCUCCUUUCGGACCUCUCUCUCCUCUGGAGGUCCCGCUCUCGAUGGUGGCGAACCGGGGGCGGGGGUGGCGGCGCUUCCUCCUGGGCUGCGAGGCAACCAAGUGGCUCGCGAGCCCCAGCCCGGAGGGGCUGCGGCCUCCUGGGGGAGGGGGGCGGCCAUGUCUCUCGAAGAUCCAUUCUUUGUAGUGCGAGGCCGCGCUGCUGCUGUGCCCCCGCCCGCAGCGAGGUGCAGAAGGCGGUGAACACGGCCCGCGGGCUGCACCAGCGCUGGUGCGAACUCCUCCAGGAAGGCGGCACGGGCGGCCGCGAGGAGCUGGACUGGACGGCCAAUGAGCUGCGAAAUGGCCUGCGCAGCAUCGAAUGGGACCUCGAGGACCUGGAAGAGACCAUCGGAAUCGUGGAAGCCAACCCCGGCAAGUUCAAGCUGCCCGCUGGGGAUCUGCAGGAGAGAAAGGAAUUUGUGGAGCGGAUGCGGGAGGCGGUGCAGGAAAUGAAGGACCAUAUCGUGAGCCCGGCCGCCAUAGCCUUCAUGGAGAGGAAAAACAGAGAGAUGUUGGCGGGCAAACCAGCUGCCCAGAAGUCACCCAGCGACCUGCUGGACGCCAGCGUGGUCUCGGCCACUUCUCGAUACAUUGAGGAGCAGCAGGCCACGCAGCAGCUGAUCAUGGACCAACAGGACCAACAGCUGGACAUGGUGUCCGGGAGCAUCCGGGUCCUAAAACACAUGUCCGGCCGCGUCGGGGAGGAGCUGGACGAGCAGGGCAGUAUGCUGGAUGCCUUUGGCCAUGAGAUGGACCACACCCAGUCCCGCAUGGACGGCGUCCUCCGUAAGAUGGCCAAGGUGUCCCACAUGACGAGCGAUCGCCAGCAGUGGUGUGCCAUCCUGGUGCUUCUUGGGGUGCUGCUCCUGGUCUUGCUCCUGCUGGUCUUGCUCUGACCUUGACCUAUGCGACCUGCCCGCUGGGCCUGCCCCCACCCCCAGGAGGAACAGCUGGAGCCCCCCCCCAGGCUCUCAUCCAGGGCCCUGGGCUGAAGCACCCCCCACACCACCACCACCACCAGGGUCCUGUCUCAAGUGCACUUAGCGGGUGGAGGUGGGAGACCUGCCACACUCCCCCCACCCCCAACCCGUGUUAACUUCCGGGACCCCAGGGCCGUCAGUGGUGGCCAUUGUACCUUCACAAGUGCCAAUCUGGAAAUAAACCCGCAGCCUUUUUUUUUUUUUAAAUAUGUAUUUGUAUCCUGCAUCAUGUUGAUUUUGAACUUGUAGCUGACCCCAGCUCAUUGCACCCACUGCGGGGGUCUGUGUGUGUAUGUGACUGUGUAUGACUGCCAUAGCGGAUGUUUGGGAGAGAAACAAUGCUUCUGGUAAAUUCUGGGCGUUAAUAAGCGGUGAUUUAGGGGUGCCGUGGGUUCAGCCACGGCUCGGGACGCUCCCACAGUGGAGCCGCUCACGCGGGAGACCUGGAUGGAGUUUCCCAGCUUCCAGAGGUCAGCCCCGCCAUUGGGGGCAUUUGGAGAGUUGAACGGGUGGACAGAAGCUCUGGCUCUCAUAAAUAAAAACUUCCAAAGUA